This is a messenger RNA of Anopheles coluzzii, 1642 nucleotides long. RefSeq names its product DALR anticodon-binding domain-containing protein 3. The transcript has a single exon. NCBI's taxonomy places the organism in Eukaryota, Metazoa, Arthropoda, Insecta, Diptera, Culicidae. Bases 176 to 1396 code for a protein of 406 amino acids. The record is from RefSeq and is a predicted model, not a curated record. Gene Ontology annotation, biological process: arginyl-tRNA aminoacylation; tRNA C3-cytosine methylation. Gene Ontology annotation, molecular function: tRNA binding; arginine-tRNA ligase activity; ATP binding.
GUUUAUACGAAUCAGACGUUAGACACCUUUGCCUCCCCGUACACCUUGGUACUCCCGCAUCGACACGAAAUGUCAUGUUUGUUUACAUCGCUCGCGAACAGCUUCUAUUCGUCUUUCAACUGUUGAUCGCGCUGCACGGGACUACAACACUCAUUCAAACUGCAAAGCAAACGAAAUGGAAGGAAUUCUAACGAAAACCGAGAAGCUGCUGCACUCCUAUCUGCAAGAUCGGGGCCACACCCCCGUCAUAAAACUGCUGGACAAAAACCUCUGCCAGAUGGGCGAUCUGCUCGUGCAGAGCAAAGCCGACAGCGCGUUGACCCUGGACGAGCAGGCCCUGCUUACCGCGAGCAGGGAGUGGCCCCUGCCGUUCGGUGCCAUUUCCAUCGCCAAUAACGUGGCGCACAUUUGGUUCGAUCGGGUCGCCGCAUUUCGGGCCACGCUGGCCGAGAAAGAAUGGCAAGCCGAUGCUCGUGCACCGACCGCCGGCCCCAUCUACAUCGAAGCACCGACCAGCAAAGAGUGGACCACCAUGUCGUUGACGGAAUUCCGGGCCGACAUGCUGCGAACGGUGGUGAAAAAUUGUUUCCAGCACGCCGGAUACACCGUGGUUCAGGCGGGCGAGGAGCAGCUGGCCGAUUGCCCGACCGCGAACGCUACACGCGUGAAGAUUGUGCAGCAAAAGAGCAAAGCGGUGCCGGAGCAGUGUAUCGAGCUGCUGUGCGGCAGCGUGCUGACGGGCAGCGAGAUACAGAACGCGGCCCAGUACAUCGGUCUGCGCGCGAAUGACAUGCAGCUUAUCGCGCAGCACCGGUACGGGUUGCGGCUGCCGGAUAUGAGCAAACUGCAGCGGCUCGUGUCGAGCCUCGGGCGGUCGGCGGCCAUGGUCGACAUGCUGCACACCAGACACACGCACGUGAUCGACAUGCGCAGCCAGCAGGGCAUACUGCGCAACCAGUGCUCGUCGAAGGGCGCCUCCUUCAUCAUGUACAAUUACGCCCGGCUGGCGUCGAUCCUGCGCAAGCACACCGAGCUGGUGGAGCAGGGCGCCGGCACUGCCAUACCGCCGGUGGCCGACAUUGACUUCUCGCUGCUGACCGACCCGGACGAGUGGCUGCUGCUGUACGCGUACCUGAUGCGCUUCCCGCACACGAUCCAGCAGACGAUCGGGUACGGCCAGCCGGACGGACGGAUCGCACCGUACCACCUGCUAAACUUUACGCUGUGCCUGAUCAAGUGCCUGAGCAAGUAUUACCGCAGGGUUAGAAUCUUAACGGAGAACAGACCACGGCUGCAACCGGUCAUGCUGGCCAGAUUGUGCCUCAUCCGCUCGCUGUUCGAUAUGCUGCGGGUCAUACUGAACAUACUGGAUUUGGAGCCCGUCGAGGAGAUGUAGAAACGCGUUGUGCACGUUCGUUGAGGCAUGGGAGGAGAAGAACUACUAUUUACCAGCUCGCAGGAGCGCCCUAUUUUAAGCUUGACUGUUGUUACAAUCGACAUUGUGUAUAUUUUGAAAAAAAAAAAAAAAUGUCUCAAAGAAUCAGCCAUACAAAUGAGAUGAUGGCACUGCUUACGGUGUCGACACCAUACUUUUUUUUUCAAUAAAAUUGAAAUAAAUCAAAAAAAGAAUGCAUUUUAUAAA